CAUUGUGGUCUUCGUCUACCGAUUAUCGAGCAGCCUUCUUUAGUAUUAAAUCAAUUAAACCAUUAAAUAAUAAAAUUUAUAAUAUUCUUUUCUCUUAAAUCCGCGUUGUUUUGUCGGUGUUCUCAAUUAUAUUUUUAUAAUAUUAUUUACUUUUCUCUAACUUAAUUACCUAAUAAAUAACCAUGUUUGAAGCAAGACUUUUGAAAAGCGGCCAGCUCAAAAAGAUUUUAGAAGCCAUUAAGGAACUUUUAAAAGAAGCAACAUUUGAUUGUUCCGAUUCUGGGAUUCAACUUCAGGCCAUGGAUGACGCUCAUGUUAGCUUAGUAUCCAUGUAUUUAAAAAGUACUGGUUUUGAUAAGUUUCGCUGCGAUCGGAACUUGUCAAUGGGUAUUAAUCUAGAAAGCAUGGUGAAAAUUAUGAAAUGCUGCUCUAAUGAUGACAUUAUGACUAUUAAAGCACAAGAUAAUGCAGAUACUCUCACUAUUAUGUUUGAGACAUCAAACCAGGAGAAAAUGUCGGACUAUGAAAUGAAACUCAUGAAUUUAGAUCAAGAACAUCUUGGUAUACCUGAAACAAAUUAUUCUUGCGUAAUUAAGAUGCCUUCAACCGAAUUUGCAAGAAUUUGUAGAGAUUUGAGUCAGUUUGGAGAAUCUGUUAUUAUUGCUUGUACCAAAGAUGGUGUUAAAUUUUCUACAUCGGGUGACAUAGGAUCAGCUAAUGUCAAACUUUCUCAAAGCGCUUCAAUUGAUAAAGAAGAAGAAGGAGUUUCCAUUGAAAUGCAACAAGCUGUAUGUUUAACAUUUGCUUGUCGUUACCUGAAUUUGUUUUGUAAAGCAGCUCCUUUAUCUCCACAAGUUAUUUUAUCGAUGUCUGGUGAUGUUCCAUUAGUAGUAGAAUACCAAAUUGAAGAUUUGGGUUUUAUCCGGUAUUAUUUAGCUCCUAAAAUUGAAGAAGAUGAUUAAUUUUAGUUAUUUAUCUUAAAUAGAUCAUAAGGACAAACUUUUUUUUUAGUAUUUUAACAAAAUUCUUAUUUGUAUACAUGAAAACAAUCAGUUUUAAUAUUAAUAUUUUCAUUUAUUUCUAUUAAAUAUUUACAACAUUAUAAGAUCAUAAAAAAUAAAGUACUGAAAGUAAUAUAAUGUAUAGUAAUUAAUAAUUAUUAUUGAAUUACUGAGCAUAUAAUAAAAGUACAUUUUUAAUA
This is a messenger RNA of Rhopalosiphum padi (bird cherry-oat aphid), 1201 nucleotides long. It is a transcript of the gene PCNA, whose product is annotated as proliferating cell nuclear antigen. The transcript has 5 exons. Gene Ontology annotation, molecular function: DNA binding; DNA polymerase processivity factor activity. NCBI's taxonomy places the organism in Eukaryota, Metazoa, Arthropoda, Insecta, Hemiptera, Aphididae. The coding region runs from base 183 to 962 and encodes 259 amino acids. The record is from RefSeq and is a predicted model, not a curated record. Gene Ontology annotation, biological process: mismatch repair; leading strand elongation; regulation of DNA replication. Gene Ontology annotation, cellular component: PCNA complex.